Molecule: messenger RNA, 993 nt
Organism: Lactuca sativa (garden lettuce)
Lineage: Eukaryota; Viridiplantae; Streptophyta; Magnoliopsida; Asterales; Asteraceae
Source: RefSeq, a predicted model, not a curated record
AUGCAAAAAGAAAGAGUGGCAUCUGAAAUUGGUAUUGAUGAAACUAAACCAGGAAAAGAGUUGAAUCAAGAGAUUUCUCUUAUUCAAGUUGGAGAUAAAGUUGUUGCGGUAGUUAAAUAUGUCAAAGAUGAAGGGUCUAAUUUAUCUAACCGUAAUCAAGCAAAGGGUAUUUUGUCAUAUUUCAAGACACUUGAUUUCAUGUUUCUUUUACACUUGAUGUUGGAAACUCUAUGCCUCACAGAUACCUUAUCAAAGCAUCUUCAAAAAAAAGAUCAAAAUAUUCUGGAAGUGGCUUCAUUACUAAAACCGACAAAGAAAGCAUUGCUGAAUAUUGGAAUUGUGGGCAUGUCGGAAUAUUAUGUUACCCUAUGCAAGCGUAGGACCAAUAAGACUAAUCAACAUCAUUUUGAAGUUGUGAUUUUUAACACAAUUUUGGAUAUGCAAAUUCAAGAAUUUAGGGAUCGAUUUAGUGAAGUUGGCACGAAGUUGAUGGAGAACAUAGCGACUUUGAGUCCUUGUGACUCAUUUUCUAGUUUUGAUAAAACAAAGUUGUUAAAAUUAAGCGAGAUAUACAAAAACGAUUUUGACGAUUCAGAAAUGGCGCAACUUAAUGGGCAACUUGAUAUCUAUUAUCAUUCUUUGCUCCAUGAUGUGAGAUUUUUCAACUUGAAGGGAAUUGCGAACCUCUCUCGUUUGUUGGUGGAAACCGAAAAGCACCUCUCUUUUCCUUUGGUUUAUAGAUUAUUAAAACUAACUUUGGUUUUGCCCGUUGCAACUGCAAUCGUUGAACGGUGUUUUUCUACAAUGAAGUUCUUGACCAAUUUGCGUAAUAAAAUAGAUGACGAUUUUAUGAAUGAUGCUUUCAUUUGUAGUGUAGAAAAGAAAACACUAGAGAAUGUUAAGAUGAAAAUGAUACCCCUUUACUUUGACCCUGGCUCCACCACUGCGGUUAUAAGAACUGUACAGUUUAACAAGUUGAAGAGGAUUUUUUGA